AGGCUCAACUCCCCCUCUCUCCCAGAUCCGGCCGCCGCGCGCCCAAGGAAGGAAAACUCCCCCUCGACGGUCGCCCGGCGAGAUGCCGCGCGACCGCGACGAGCCGGCGGCCGUGCGCGUCUACACGGUCUGCGACGAGUCCAAGUACCUCGUCGUCCGGAACGUGCCGGCCCUCGGGUGCGGCGACGAGCUCGGCUCCACGUUCUCGGCGUACGGCCCCCUGGAAGAGUGCAAGCCCAUGGACGCCGAGGACUGCGAGGAGUACACGGACGUCUACUUCAUCAAGUUCGCGCAGGUCAGCAACGCGAGGUUUGCAAAGAGGAAGCUGGACGAGUCUGUAUUUCUUGGCAACCGGCUGCAGGUUUCAUAUGCGCCUCAGUUUGAAAGUCUUCUGGAUACCAAGGAGAAACUGGAAGUCAGGAGAAAUGAAGUCCUCAGACGAAUAAGAUCACCUGCUGGAAGCAGACCCGAAGGGCUAUCUCAGUAUUCACCGGGUCAGGGAUCAUCUAGUGGGAACCCACACCAUCAUUUGAGCUCCAACAAGAGGGAAUACACGAGGGCAAUGCCCGCUGCUCAUAUCGAAGAUGAUCGUUUCAGCCAUGUGCCCUCUAAUAAGGACUAUUUCCCGUCCGAGUCGAUGAAUGCGACCGUCAACCUAGUCAGGCAGAAGCUUGAUAAGAUGCAGUCUGACGGUGAUACCUCCCAUGCCGCCGCCGCAUCCAAGAAACCAAGGGUCGACAACCGAAGGCGUAUUUGAAUCUCAACGGCAGGUUGUCGAUUAGUGAUGUUAUGUAUAUGUGCCAGAGGAAUGAAUGGCGUGUGAUAAUCUCAGGCUCAGCAGCUGUUUGUAUGCUCCCUCCUUUUUGUCUACAUACAUGGUAUUCCUUGCCCGCGGAACGGUCAUGUUUCCGGUUUCCCCGAAUUUCUACGGCGGAUCCUGGCAAUCUCUGGCUGUGUGGAGUAACAUUUUGCCUGGAGCGGAAGUUGCUGCCCUUUUCAGCUACCAUAUUGGUUGACAAAUUGCGAAUGAAAGCCAGAGGUGAGGAGUAGGGUGGCUGCAAUCCAAUCGUUUGAUUCUUAGUAUGUGUGUCAUUCACACUACCUUUUCAUUAUGGUUGGUCAACUCAACACCGUGUGAUGUGAGUUCAAAGACUUUUCGAUGCCGUGCGAAGAAAAUAUAUUUGCCCAUCUCUAAAAAAAAUGGUACUAAACCAUGUUAGGGGCUGAGCAACCCUAUUUCUCCCCACUGCUCACUCGAUCGCAAUGAAAGCGCCUUCUAGCGCACGCGUCCAUGGCAUCACCCUGUAAAUUUCUCCCCUUCUAUCAAUGCAAAGAUACGCUAUAUAGGCGUAUUCGUGAAAGAAAAAAAAGAAAUAUUAUGUCUGUAA
Molecule: messenger RNA, 1388 nt
Organism: Hordeum vulgare subsp. vulgare (domesticated barley)
Lineage: Eukaryota; Viridiplantae; Streptophyta; Magnoliopsida; Poales; Poaceae
Product: RNA-binding protein 48-like
Exons: 9
Coding region: 83-757 (224 amino acids)
Cellular component (GO): nucleoplasm
Molecular function (GO): RNA binding
Source: RefSeq, a predicted model, not a curated record